AUGGAGGGACGAGUGAAUGAAUGGACGGUCUACGGUGGGGGCAGUGUCCGCCCCUACUCCGCACCACGUCCAGGCCGCCCCGCACUUCGCCCCCACGCGGCCGCAGCACGCCCACCCGCCGCGGCCGGCGCGCGGGGUCAAGGGGCGGGGGAGGUGCAUCACGGCCGCGAGAAGGCCGGGGGCAGCGCUUCACAGCAGACAAAGGGCGCCGCCAUGUUAGAGCCGGGCGGAACCGACCUCGCUGGCUUCCCGGCAGUAACUUCCGUCGCUUGCCCAGCGCGGCUCAACGUGCGCGACCGCCAACAGGCGUUUGUGGCCGGCCCUGCCCCCACAAAGACUGUCCCCACAGCUCACAUCACUUGUGUUAUUGACCGUGCCACUGGAAAACAAGUCUCCCUGGCAGCACCCCCAGUGACACAAGUAUCAAGACCCAGCCAGGGACAUGUCACCCCGCCCAUGAAGACGGUUGUUGUGGUCGUGGGAAAAACCACGAUGCAUGGGACUCGGGACUUUUCGCUCAGUUGUAGACCUCUUGCCGGGGCCAAGGAUACCUUGCCAUCCUACAGAGGAUGUGGCGCUGAGAGGAGACCCUUGAAGGCUGGAGCUACUGAAAAGCAUUCAACUUGGGAGACAGUUGGGUGCUCUGUCCGGGCUCUCUCUUCCUGUAUCCGUGGGCAGGUUGGGUAG
Molecule: messenger RNA, 687 nt
Organism: Peromyscus maniculatus bairdii (prairie deer mouse)
Lineage: Eukaryota; Metazoa; Chordata; Mammalia; Rodentia; Cricetidae
Gene: Srarp
Product: steroid receptor associated and regulated protein
Biological process (GO): positive regulation of intracellular estrogen receptor signaling pathway
Cellular component (GO): cytoplasm; nucleus
Molecular function (GO): nuclear estrogen receptor binding
Source: RefSeq, a predicted model, not a curated record